Molecule: messenger RNA, 1564 nt
Organism: Corylus avellana
Lineage: Eukaryota; Viridiplantae; Streptophyta; Magnoliopsida; Fagales; Betulaceae
Molecular function (GO): lipid binding
Source: RefSeq, a predicted model, not a curated record
CGCCCACGUCAUCUCCCCUGGCCGUCCUAAUCAAUCAAUCGCCUAAGUUCCCCUCCCAAGUUCCCUGUUUCUCUCUCUCUCUCUCUCGUCGAUGGUUCGUGUAGAUCGGGCCUUAUUUUCUCGCUGAUUUGCCGGGAAAAUGGAGGAGCCGUUCUUCGAUGUUGUGGAGUUUCUGAGGCGGCCUUCGAUAGCCGAGACAUUUGUCGACAUAUUGCUGUGCGCAGUACCGAUAUGGGUGGCGGUGAUGAUCGGGCUGGUGAUCGGGUGGUCGUGGCGGCCCCGGUGGACGGGCAUCGUCUUCCUUGGCUUCCGCUCCAAGCUCCGCUUUCUCUGGACCGCUCCGCCGGGAUUCGGCGCCCGCCGCCUCUGGCUUGCCUUCUCCGCCCUUUCCGCCUUCUCCGUUUGCCGCACCGUUUGGUCCAAUUCCAAACGCCGAAGCAAGGAAUCGCCGGCGACGGCCGAAUCGAAGCUUUCCACACAAGGAAAUAGCGACGCUGUUGGCCCCACCACACAAGCUGAGAAGAGAGUGCAGGACAUUGUGACAGAGAAUGAUUUAGAACACCUAUUACAUCUUCUCGAAGGGAAAGAUAGAGAGAUGGAAUGGCAAAGUAUGAUGGAGAGGUCUACUCCUAACAUGGCAUACCAGGCUUGGCGCCAUGAGCCAGAGACAGGUCCAACAGUUUACCGUAGUAGAACUGUCUUUGAGGAUGCAACUCCGGAGGUGGUAAGAGAUUUCUUCUGGGAUGACGAGUUUCGACCUAAAUGGGAUCCUAUGCUUGUAUACUUCAAAAUAUUGGAGGAAUGUCAAGAUACAGGGACAAUGAUUGUUCACUGGAUAAAAAAGUUCCCUUUCUUCUGCAGUGAUCGGGAAUAUAUCAUUGGUCGAAGGAUAUGGGAGGCCGGGAAGGCCUAUUAUUGUGUGACAAAGGGGGUGCCAUAUCCAGCUUUGCCCAAGCGUGACAAGCCUCGACGUGUCGAGCUAUAUUUCUCUAGUUGGAUUAUCAGGGCUGUGGAAUCUCGCAAGGGAGAUGGACAGUUGUCCGCAUGUGAGGUUACCCUUAUACAUUAUGAAGACAUGGGGAUUCCCAAAGAUGUGGCAAAGCUGGCACUCCGUCAUGGGAUGUGGGGAGCUGUCAAGAAAUUGCACUCCGGGAUGAGAGCAUACCAGAAUGCGAGAAAAUCCGAGGCUUCUUUGUCUAGAAGUGCUUCGUUGGCAGCAAUCACCACGAAGAUUUCUUCAGGCGGAACCAUGGACUCAUUAGUGCCAGCUUCUGGUGAAGAAGAAGAACUAGUUCGCCGCAAAGAGAGACCAAAAGGUGAUGGCAUCGAUUGGAAAUGGUUAGCCAUAGGUGGAACUGUGGCUCUGGUUUGUGGACUUCACUCGGGUGCAAUAGGGAAAGCCUUGUUACUCGGAGCAGGGCAGAGAAUUGCUCGGAGGUGAGAGUUAGCCUAUGAGAAGAGACAUUGUAUUUGUAUCUGUUUUGAGGUUUCAUUAAAAAUUCAUUCACUUUUCGACACAUAGAAUAUUGUUCUUCAUUGACAUACCAAAAAAGUUGUUUUUCUA